Messenger RNA from Malaclemys terrapin pileata, 1583 nucleotides. It is a transcript of the gene GNA15, whose product is annotated as G protein subunit alpha 15. Bases 1 to 1143 code for a protein of 380 amino acids. Gene Ontology annotation, molecular function: GTPase activity; G protein-coupled receptor binding; guanyl nucleotide binding. Lineage: Eukaryota; Metazoa; Chordata; Testudines; Emydidae. Gene Ontology annotation, biological process: adenylate cyclase-modulating G protein-coupled receptor signaling pathway; action potential; phospholipase C-activating dopamine receptor signaling pathway. The transcript is spliced from 7 exons. Gene Ontology annotation, cellular component: heterotrimeric G-protein complex. The record is from RefSeq and is a predicted model, not a curated record.
AUGGCUUGGUGCUUCUGCUGUUGUCGGAAGUGCCCCUAUUUCCUGUCGGAAGAAGAUAAAGCUGCUGUUGUGUUAGAUAAAGAAAUCAACAAAAUACUAAGAGACCAGAAAAAGCGAGACAGGAUGGAGCUGAAGUUACUUCUACUAGGCACUGGGGAAAGCGGGAAGAGCACGUUCAUCAAACAGCUGCGGAUAAUCCACGGGGCGGGCUAUUCAGAAGAGGAUCGCAAAGGCUUUGCCAAGCUGGUGUAUCAGAACAUCUUCGCCUCCAUGCAGGCCAUGAUCGGAGCCAUGGAGACUUUGCAGAUCCCUUAUGCCCAGCCAGAGAAUGUGGAAAACGCCAAGCUGGUCAUGGGGGUGAACGCUUCGAAGGUGGCGGCCUUGAUCAGGCCGUACGCAAACGCCAUUGAAAGCCUAUGGAGGGACGCGGGGAUCCGGACCUGCUACGAGAGACGGCGGGAGUAUCACUUACUGGACUCGGCCCCGUAUUUUCUGUCCAGCCUGGAGCGUAUCGCAGAGGACAGUUACAUCCCCACAGCUCAGGAUGUCCUGAGGAGCCGCAUGCCGACGACCGGCAUCAGUGAAUACUGCUUCUCCAUGCAGGAGAUGAUCUUAAGGAUUGUGGAUGUGGGUGGGCAGAAGUCGGAGCGCAAGAAGUGGAUACACUGUUUCGAAAACGUUAUUGCCCUGAUCUACCUGGCUUCCCUCAGCGAGUACGACCAGUGCCUGGAGGAGAAUAGCGAGGAGAAUCGGAUGAGGGAGAGCCUGGCCCUGUUCAGAACCAUCCUGGAACUGCCCUGGUUCCAGAGUGCCUCCGUGAUCCUCUUCCUCAACAAAACCGACCUCCUGGAGGACAAGAUCACCCACUCGGACCUGGCUGCCUACUUCCCUAGCUUCCCAGGACCCAAGCGAGAUGCGGAGGCGGCGAAGAAGUUCAUUCUGGAGAUGUACGUGGACACCUACAAGCGAUGCUCCGCUGUCCACUGCGACGCAGGGCAGAGACCCUCCAUGAUGGCCUCCAAAUCCAGGUGCCUCUACCGCCACUACACCUGUGCCACGGAUACGCAGAACAUCCGCAAGGUUUUCAAGGACGUCAGGGAUGUGGUCUUGGUCGGCUAUUUGGACGAGAUCAACCUGCUGUGAUGGGAAGGGCUCAGGCCAGGUUCGUGCCCGGCAGUAACAUAUCAGUGCUUGGCGUUGCCAGUUCACAAGGAGACGAAUCAGCGGACGUUGGCUGCUGCUGCUCGUAAAACACACGUGGAAUGUUCCCUGAGGCUGUGUUUGGAUGGGCGCCGGCCUGGUGCUGGGAGCGUGUGAGGGGAACGGUCUCACUUAAUGCCGCCUCGGCUCAGAGAUCUGUGAAGCUGCCUUUCUCACGGCGUCCUGCCAGAGUCCCUGCGAGGCUGCCUGCAAAGCGCCAUCUCAGGCCUUUCUCAGGGGUCAGUUUUACCCCUUUCUGUGGGAGAUGGGCCCAGCACUGACUGGGGAUUGGCUCCUAUGAUGGCGUGUAGCUUCUUCAAGGGCUGUUUUCUCCAUCCCUUCGUGCUGGUGGAGGGGCUGCUUCUUGCCGGGACGCUGGGCCC